This is a messenger RNA of Galendromus occidentalis (western predatory mite), 2144 nucleotides long. Its product is annotated as leucine-rich repeat-containing G-protein coupled receptor 5-like. The transcript has 3 exons. The record is from RefSeq and is a predicted model, not a curated record. Gene Ontology annotation, molecular function: protein binding. NCBI's taxonomy places the organism in Eukaryota, Metazoa, Arthropoda, Arachnida, Mesostigmata, Phytoseiidae. Gene Ontology annotation, cellular component: extracellular matrix. The coding region runs from base 1 to 1857 and encodes 618 amino acids.
AUGGUUCUAUCGAUGAUGGCUGCAGUCAACAUAUACUCGGAUGCCAUAAAGAGACUCAAUUUCCUGAAAACAAGAUUCGGCUGCUCGGACAUCCCCCUUGAAUAUCGGGAAGAUCAGAGCGCGAGGAUCACGCUUUUCAAUGAUACGGUGAAGAAACGUAUCAAAGAGAGGAAUCCCUCAUUAAUCUUGAUAUUGCUCGCUGGCGUGGCUUCUGCGAGAUGGUCCUCGUUCUGCCCUCGUCGAUGUCGGUGCAACGAUGCCGAGCUCACGGUCAACUGCCAGGACGCAUCUCUGGACGUUUUCCCCGCUACCCUGCAUCCGAUGCUGAAGGAAAUCCGCCUUUCGAAAAACAACAUCGCGAUCAUACACUCUGCAAUCGGGGUUUAUUCUGAUCUCGAAGUGGUCGACCUCAGCGUGAACCGAAUUUCGGAGCUCGGCGAAGACAGUUUCGCUCUUCAGGGUCUUCGCGAAGUCGACUUGAGCUUCAACUUCAUCAAGGAGCUAAGCGUCAAGACUUUCCGUGGAGCAGGGAGUCUACGGACACUGAUUCUGAAGAAGAACCUCCUGACGGAACUUCGUCCGAAUGUCUUCAGCGAGUUGAAGAGCCUCGAGGUCCUCGACUUGUCCAACAAUCACAUCUCGGCCAUAAAUCCCGCGGCUUUCACGGGACUCGAGAACAUCAAGAAGAUCGUUCUCCGAGCGAAUCAUUUCCGCGCAGUUCCAACCGAAUCGUUCAUUUACCUCGGCCACCUGAAGAGUUUGGAUCUCGGCUCGAACGCCCUGUCGAUGGUGGACGAAUCUGCUUUCUAUCACUUGAGCUCUCUCGAAGAACUCGAGCUCGAUAAAUGCGGUAUCGCUCAGAUCGACCCGGCUGCAUUCACCGGACUCAAGCAAGUCAAGUCCCUCAAUCUCCAGUACAACAACGUGCAGAGUUUCCCCAAGGCUAUAAACUCCCUCGAAAUGCUCCAAGAGCUCAACAUCGGAGGCAAUUUGAUUACUCGGCUGAGCACCAAGGACUUGAGAACUUCGUACCGACUGAAGAAAUUCGUUCUGAGCUAUUCGGAAAUGUUCAGCAGGAUCGACGAAGACGCUUUCGCAGCAAACCUCGAGCUAGAGGAAGUUAUCAUGGAGUUCAAUAUGCAGCUCGAGAAGCUACCGAUGAACUUGUUCGGUGGACUGCCGAUGCUGAGGCACAUCAGCCUCAAGGGCAAUGGCAUUCGUCACUUAGAUCCGCAUCUUCUGCCAGUCGAAAUGCUCGAAUCGUUCGACGUAACGAAGAAUCCCUUGGAAUGCAACUGUGAUCUACUCUGGUUGUGGCAGCAUCUGCAGCAAGACGUCUUCUACCACAACAGCUCGAUGGUUCGCUGCGCUGGUCCAAGUCGACUCCAGGGCGAGCUGUUGCGGAAUCUCGACGAAAGCGACCUCGACUGCGGAGGUGACGCAAAACGAGGUCUUCUCGUUGGAGCACUGUCUCUCUUCGGUGCUGUGCUCAUGGUGGUGGGAGGUUUGAUGAUGUGGUACGGUCGCCGAUCUACACCACAGCGAGACCCCGUGAAAACGCUGAAGCAGAUGGAAAGCGGCACUUCGGUGUAUGCUCAGUAUCAGGACAAUAAGUACCCGUACGUCCUGCAGCCCACCAUCAUCCAGAGCAUGCCGACGUCGAGUGUCGGCUACGCCGGUCUCACGCCGAGGGGCAUGCCGUCGUACAUGGUGAGCUUACCUCGAGAUACGGUCCGGGUUGACACCUCAAACCAUAUCUAUCAGACGCUCAGAUCGUCGAUGUCGUCGGCGAGCGAAUCGGAUUCAGCCAAGUAUUUCACGCUCGACAGCGACCGGCAGUCGAGCUUGUACGUCUAGUUGUGAAUAGAUAGAAGAGGAUGAACUGUACAAAGAGCCAAUGAACAUUCCGUAGAGACAGCGAAGCUGCAAGUGAAUAGAUAUCUCACGAGUUGAUAUAUCUGUAAAAAGGUGAUGUACAUAGUCAACAUCUGCGCAUGCGCAGUGAUGCUUCCAACUGUGAUCUCUCGAGUUGAUCUCGACAAAUAUUUCUAGAUUUUGAAAUCCGUUUCCCCCUCUGCCUCGCGAGUACCAUGAGGGGGAUGAGUCCGCGAAUAGGUAGGGAGUUCAUGCGGAAAUGAACGGUA